Molecule: messenger RNA, 1458 nt
Organism: Bathycoccus prasinos
Lineage: Eukaryota; Viridiplantae; Chlorophyta; Mamiellophyceae; Mamiellales; Bathycoccaceae
Exons: 1
Coding region: 1-1458 (485 amino acids)
Cellular component (GO): cytoplasm; membrane
Source: RefSeq, a predicted model, not a curated record
AUGGGUUGGUUGAGUGGUGGUGCGAACAAUAAUAAUAACAACAAUAAUAACGACGCGUUGUUGUUUAAUCCUUCGGCGUCGUACCCGUCGAUCCCGCACAUCAACUCGGGAGUGGAGUUUGGCGACUUCAAGUUAGAGAAAGGCCUUCAAUUGAAAGUACCGAAAGUUUUUAAGGUGUUGUUCACCGUGUGGUUCGUGUUUAGUCUCGGCGUGCUGAUGGUGAAUAUGGACGAGUUGGAGAUGGACCAAUCGAGAUUGGUGUCGGUGUAUUUCAGCGCGCCGAGUUUAAUGACGUUGGCGCUGUGGUUAUGGGGGAUAAACGUGUAUUUGUGGCACGAGAAGAUGAAAUUGGUGCCGUCGCCGUUGGUGGUGUUUAGUGAGAAACAUACGAAAUCGUUCGCGAACGAAGACGCGAUUCCGCACGCGUUGGAUGCGUCCGCAAUAUUUGGCAUCGCAGGGGUGAUGUCGGUGGCUACGGCGACUGGCGCGGCAUGUUUUAGUAAAGCGCUAAAGGACGAAAACGAAAUAGCGGCGUCGUUUUACAUCUUCUUCUUUUACGUGUUGGCACCUUUGGUGAUAUUUUUCGCGCCGACGGAGAAUGGUUUCCUGUUUGGAACGGCUAGGAAAGGUUUAAGAGUCACCGUAUCUCGAAUUGCCGCGCCAACCGCGCACGCUAUUUCCUUCGCCGAUUUCUUCGCCGCCGAUGUUUUGUGCUCGUUCGCAAAGUCGUUAUCGGACGUUGAGAGAGUGUUUUGUAGCGCAUUCCAAGGUCACGUUUUAUCUCACGCGGCUGAAGGCGCGUGUGGCGAUCAAAGUUGGCGCAUUCCGUUUGUUUUGUGCAUUCCGAGCGCCAUUCGAUUGUUUCAGUGCAUUCGCCAGCGAAGAGACACCGGCGACGAGUUGUGUUUCUGGAACGCGGUGAAAUAUUUUUCCGCGUUUCCAGUCAUUUGGUGCUCUGCGUUGAAAUAUCACGUGGACGAGGACGAUUGGGAACGGUUGUAUCGACCGAUGUGGUUCGCGUUUGCCGUCGUGAACAGUAGUUUUAGCUAUUAUUGGGAUUUAACCCACGAUUGGGAUUUACCGAUGGUGAAGAAGCUAGUGUUUCCUUCCUCUUCUUCGGCAUCGAGCGGUGGUGGUGGAAACAACAACGAGAACAACAUCAUCGCCGAAAUAGAAAGCAACGCCGAGAACGAAGCAUUCGCCCCGUACGGUUUGCGAAACAACAGAUUAUACAAGGCGCCAGCGGUGUACUAUUUCGCGUGCGCGACCAACCUCAUGCUCCGCGUCUCGUGGACGUACAAACUCGCCGCGCACUUACGGAAAAACUCGCGAACCGUUUUCUUCGUGUCCGCGUUAGAAAUCGUCCGACGGUUCCAGUGGUCCAUCUUUCGCAUCGAGAAAGCGUACUUGAAAGCCAAGCGAUCCGCGAUGAAUAGCCGAGAAAAUAGCUUCAUUUAA